Molecule: messenger RNA, 3713 nt
Organism: Exophiala oligosperma
Lineage: Eukaryota; Fungi; Ascomycota; Eurotiomycetes; Chaetothyriales; Herpotrichiellaceae
Exons: 2
Coding region: 2010-3479 (489 amino acids)
Source: RefSeq, a predicted model, not a curated record
CUUCCCUUUCUCUUCCCAACUUCUCCCCUUCGUUUUUCUCCUUCCUGCGUGAACCCUUCCUUCAACGUCUCAACAUCUUCUCUUCACAAUGACUGAACAUCAUCGCUCCCUUGUUCGUCUACUCGAGACAUGAAAUCACAUGAGCAAGAGAAUGAGCUAUAUUGCCGUCUCUGAGUCUCCAAGCCCAAGCUGGACGAGAUGAAUGACGAAUGUGUCAAUGCUGUCUUGCUCAGUAUGACGAGCAGAAACCCGUUUCAGUUCCUGAUGCCUUUUUGGACAAGGAAUGGCCUCUCGGAGACUUGACCUCUGCAAGUCGACAUUGUGCUCUCAUGUCGAGCUGACUUGCAAAUGGACUGAGUUGAAAAGAAAGGCCCACCUCCCACAGGACUAGUCAACACGCCUUUAUUUCAGCAACGAAAAGAAGGCUUCCGAGGCUCAGCACCGUAACUGCCCAAUACUCCUAUCCUGUGCACUAUCCUCAUGGGUGCUACUCAUAGAGCGACAGAGGACGAACUCCUUAGGAUGCGAAGGCACUGAGAUGGUCCUCCAAAUCCCACAGCGAUGGAAAAAUGGAAGAAAAAUCUUCUGGAGUCAAUAGGUGGAGCACAAAAAUGUCGAUUUUUCUUCCAUUUUUCAUCGCUGCCUGCCUCUCUCAAACCCCCUCUUACUCACACCCUCACCCUCACCCUCUUCCUCAAUCUCUCUCUCUCUCUCUCCCCCUCACACACCCUCACCUUCUCUCACACACACCCUCUUCUUCUCCCUCACCCUCUCUCUCACCCUUUUGUUCACACUUCCUUCUCACCCCUCUUUUCUGUGACCGUACCUGAUGGCAAGUACCCAUAUGUCAGGACAGGUUGUAGCGUGAUCCGAUAUUUAAACCGUAAACUUUCAGCUCUCUCUUCCUGAUAGGAUAUAAACUUGAAAUCAAUCCCCUGGUUCAUGCAAUUCUUACUGUACUGCACCAAGCUUAACUUUUCAUGAUGCAAACUAGGGAGAAGGGAAAGCAACGCGACGUAGAAGGCAUUUCUAGUGGCUUCUGAUUUGGUCAAUUACUAUGGACAACUUGCGCGAAGACGGAAAUCUCUCGCUCUCAUCGGUAUUACUCAUCCAUAUUCGAAGUGGCUGACGACGUCAAACGGUUGGACCCAAUGUUAGUUGUUUUCGAAAGCUAAUGUCACUCGCACAUUCGAUCUACAAAAGUGGAAUACGGUGCGACACGAGCAGGAUGAGUAGAGUAUUGACUGAGACCUCGCCUUAGUCUGCCUAAUUAGCGUUGGCACAGCCAUAGUUACAGUACACAAUGAAAGGACUCAAAAAAUCUACUACUCAAUGCAGCAUCCAAUGAUGCCGUACAGUCGAAAUGACAAGACAACAUCGCAGCAUUUUUUAACCAAGCGAUUACGCCCCGCUUCAGGAGCUGGGUCACAUUUGACGUAGAGACCGUGGUGUUUUCUGGACUUCAACAACCACUCAGCCCACAUAGAGAAGUACCUCACUCUCGCCGUGCCUCUAUCUUUUAAAAGCCGCUUCCCGAACUCCUGGUCUCAUGGAAGUCAGUCAUUGUCCCCCCAUCGUUGGAACUCAUACACCAAAUCGAAAACGUCUUGACUGCGGUUCCUUUACAGGAGCAGAUAUGGAAUCUUCCGUCCAUCCCGGUGCAACCCCUGAUAGCUUGAAAGAGCUUUGGAAUUCAUUCGAGAGAGCAUGCAUGGAGUCUGUCACCGAACCGCCGACGGAUAUCGUCGACAGAGUGGCUGCUACACUAGAAGACGCCAUAUCCUGGUUAUGUUCCCAUAGUCCCCAAGUUUUCCUGCCGCGACACAGAGGCGACAGCAACUGUCAAGGUCCAAAGUUGAGCUCGUCGCAGCUACCGCCGAGAUUGUUAUGCAAAGUAUCACCUGAAAACAUUUUCACUGAAGAAGCUACAGAAGCAGGUCGUCUCGACUUCACCAGGAUUGCAUCCUUUGCCUGCCGGAUCUCCUUUGACCCAGCCGUUCACAGGCUCCAUGGACGAGAUUGAUCCUCCAUUGCCGGAAGACCCCAUAUGGUCGACGUUGUACCAAUCAGAACAAGUUCCGCUGAAGCGAGAAAAUAACCAAGAUCCCUUCGAAACAGGCGGAGGCCCAGCGCCACGAGAAAAUGUUCAUAUGGAACGAGUUUUCCGGAAAAGCACGCCAGUGUUGAGGCACUCGAUCACGCACAAUUCGACCACGCACAAUUCAGGUUCACCUAAUGCUGGACCUGUUGCCGUUUCUCGCUCGACUGCAACCUGUUAUGCGGCUGGCGAAUCACGUGAAGCUCGCGAUUCUGGUGGCAGUCCCGUUUUGGCAGGACCGAAUGCCGGUCAAGUGUGCUCGACGGGGGUAGAACACCCUGGUUGGUCACCGCAAAAUGCCGCUUGUAUCGUGCCGCAGUCAGGAUGUCAGGAGAGCGGACAACGAGCAGGAAGACUGUCUCGGAGGGAAGGGGUUGAUGAUUAUGACAACGACAUGGUCAAUGAAGAGGACGUGCGCGGCACACGUUCCGCGAAUGGAAGGAAAAGAACAUGUGCAAAUCGAACUGUUCAAUUCCCACGAAAGAAGGCGAAAGUGGAGCACACUCCAGAAGGAUUGGCCCAGCGUUUCGGGACGAACAAUCGGGGUGCGCUCAUCUCUACCUUAAAAGAAGAGUGGCAAGAUAUUACUUCGCAACUUUUACCGGAUAUGGACACGACCGCGUCGAUUGGCAUGUCUCAACGCCACGACGUACCAAGCUUCGUCAACUUUGUCCUACAACAGGGUCGUUUACUGGAAAGGAACUCGCUGAGAGCCGAAGUCCAAAGCUUGAAGAAUCGAAUAGACCUUGCACAUUACUAUCAGCUUUAUGUGGCCGCCUCCAACGAUACCCGGAAAAGCGCCGACUCUCCCUUCUUGGCCUGGAUGCGGGAGUGGUAUCGACGACAUGGCAGUUCACCGUCCCUAGCGAUGGGCCAAGGCAAGGGCGCGUCCACAGUGGUCAAGGAUUGUCUUGUCGACCUCCAUCUCUCCGAUUCAAGAUUUAAGGGUGUGCCCCCACGAAGCAUGAGGCGCAGAGUCGAAAAAUGGCGUGCCAUUGGGGGAUUUUGGUCCAAGCUGAUCGAAGGCUUUGGACCUGGCAUGUUACUUCUGGCCCCUUCCUGCGAGCCAGACUCCCGAUAUGAUUUCGGUGAACCUGGACGAAGAGCCUUCCUGACAGCUCUCACCCAGCGGAGGAGUGCCUUCGACGCAAUUUUACCUGAAGCUAACCAAUUCAUGAACCAAAAGUUUCGCCACCAAUUUGUGCCUGUGUCUAUAGACACAUCAUUCCCAAGUUUUUCACACUGGCAGACGAUGGACAAGGACAUCAGCAGGAUGAUUAGAAGAAACUUUGAGCCCUGCUCAGAGGUCGGCUCUGAAAUCGCCGAUAUGAUUUUAGGGUCUCGUCAAGGUGGACAUCGCACCAUGACCACGGCACGAUAGAUCUAGUUUUACAGUAACUUCUGCGUAUUCAAGGCGGAUCAAAGGCUUCUGUAGAUGAAGAAUGAAGGUUAAGCACAAGGCGAACAAGACAAAGUAUUCAAUUCUAGAGUACGUUUUGUACCUGCUGCCAAGUUACUUCCAUUUACCUAGAGCCAGACAGGAAUUCGCAGUCAGCAGCCGAAAAAUUCACUCUUUAGGCCUGUACAUUAUUCUAUCCACAUUGAGACAUUAAAA